Paracoccidioides brasiliensis Pb18 is the source of this 2412-nucleotide messenger RNA. RefSeq lists its product as uncharacterized. The coding region runs from base 1 to 2412 and encodes 803 amino acids. The transcript has 2 exons. The record is from RefSeq and is a predicted model, not a curated record. Gene Ontology annotation, molecular function: protein kinase binding. Gene Ontology annotation, cellular component: cytoplasm.
AUGGAGAAACUCAACUCUGAAGAUGGCCAGCUCUUCAUUAAGAAUCUGGCCAGCUUCGUCCGUACUCAUGAGAAAGCUCUCGCCAACGCUUUGCAGAUGAAGCGUCAGUCUUCCAAAGCAUCAGACUCUUCUGCCCGUUCCGCUACCUCUUCUACACUAGCCGCUGCGCUCUCCCUAGGGCCGCUGAGUUUCACAUCCCAUAGCGUUAAACCUGCAAAGCUCACUCUGACUAGCCAUCACCUUUUCUACCUAUUAUCCCGGUUCGAGGAUAUAUCAGUUCCUGUUGGACCCAUGAACAUCCGUCUGGAAAAUAUCAAUACAGAGGCAUCUUCCGCAUAUGUGUCUUUUUUGAGCAAGCCACGCCGCUCAAAGGGCGACAGGGAUUCCAUCCAUUCUGUGUCUAGUGUCCGCAGUGUCAUGUCUGGCAUGAGCUCGCUCUGGUCCUCAUUUGGCCUUGGGUCCAACUCUUCCUCCAAAUCGGAAAAAGCCAAACUAGCAAUUGAAAAUGACCUAAAAUACUUGUAUUCCGCCUUUACUAAAAUCCCGUGUUUGAGGCUUGCCCCGGAUCACAGAGCUCGCCUGAUUCGUGGAUACGAGGAAUUCCCUUUCGACACUGCUGUCCCACUCCACUCUUUUAAAAAUCUCAGUGCUUUGGAGAUUAUCGAUGUAGAUUUCCGCUCCUUCUAUGGCUGGGACCGCUUAUCAGACCAACUAAGAUCUCUUACUCUGAAGCGCGCCAGUAUUGACGAUCCUGGUGACUUGUUGACUGGAAUUGUCCUAGAUGACAUGGACAAGCGGAGACGGAGGUCUGGCAAGUAUCAAUACUCUCCAGUUCUCGGGGCUUCUUCAACCCCUCAGCCAUUCAAUAAGCCAGAUAUGGCGAAAUCUGCUUCAGCCCCAGGCUCUCCCGUUGCCGAGCCCAGUUUUAGCACAAGUUCCAGCCCAAAGGGAGGGGCCUUAAUGGUCAGAGGUGGCUCUGAAAGCAGGAAGGUACAUAAACGGACGGACAGCGUGUCCCCCACACGUCCUACCAGUGCCAAACAUCCCUCCCAUCGCAGGGGAACAGCAUCCAAAAUUAGGAGGUCUGGAUCUGGAAGCUCCAAUUCUAGCGAGGCUUCCACCCACCACAGGGGCGGAAGCACGUCAAACCUAUUAGGUAUAGGUACUAUUCCUUUAUCCAAGUGGCAAUUCCUCCGUCAUCUCAGCCUGACAGACAACUCCAUGACUAGUAUCAGCGUUUCUAGUCUUGCUCCUGUUACCAAUACACUACAUUCACUAGAUUUGUCUUGGAAUCUUUUUACCGAAGUUCCCGACAGUUUGUCCUCCUUGACAGCUUUGAGAUCUUUGAAUCUAUCUCACUGCUUGAUCCACUCGCUCCAUUCCCUUUCUAAGAACCCCUUACCUGCCAUCACCGCUCUUAAUCUUCGAGGAAAUCGUCUACGAUCCUUGGCAGGCAUUGAGCGAUUGUUAUCUCUGGAACGCCUAGAUUUACGAGACAAUGAACUGAGUGACCCUUCCGAAAUUGCCCGGCUAACGGGCAUCCCCUACUUACGUGAAAUCUGGGUAUCUGGCAAUCCGUUUACCAAAACAUUUUCCGGAUACCGGGUUUCCAUAUUUAACCUUUUCAGACAAACACCCGGAUUCUCUGAAGACAUCACUAUCGAUACAACAGGACCUGGAUAUUCAGAGAAGAAACAGCUUGUUGCACGUGUAGCAGAACCAGAAGGGGCCCCCAUUAUUCGGCGUUCUGAACAAGAGGAUGAUCUAGCGGAUAAAACCGCAGACACUCCCACUGCCUCCUCAAUUACCCCUGCCGUCCGAUCAGAAACAUCAGUCCCUGCGGCUGCUGUUCAGCCUGAGUAUACAGUAGGCUCUAGUCGGCGGAAGAAAGGCCACAGGCGAAAAAUUGUUGAGCUUUCACUCAAUGAUUUUUCCGUCGCCAACGCAGCUGGCCGCGCUGAGACCAUCAGCCCUGCUUUCCAGCAAGUCGUUACCGGAGAUCUAGCCACAAGCCCAGCAUCUAUGGCAGAGCAACCUCUAAGCUCAUCUAGAUUACGCGAACCGGAGGCACAACAAGCAACAACUGCUACUACCGUUCCUAGACCCAAGGAAUCACAAAAGAGUCCCGGCUUCGAUCCCACCAAGAGUUCCAAUCUACUUCCUGCAAUUCAAGGCUUUGACUGGAGCGCUAACGGGGACUCCUAUCGUCAGCGGCUCGAAGCCUUGAAGCAAGAAGUCGGAACCAACUGGCUAACCGUGCUAGGCGAUGGACCAUGGGACGAUGCGCAAAAGGAUAUGGUCGUCCACGCAGGAGGUAGUUCGGAGUACGCUUCAGCGGGACCACUUCGGCCCGCUCUCAUCCCGAGGAGCAGCAGCCAGGUCAUCGCCACUGGAGGUCGGACAUUAGGCUAA